This is a messenger RNA of Musa acuminata subsp. malaccensis (wild Malaysian banana), 1356 nucleotides long. Its product is annotated as ubiquinol oxidase 1a, mitochondrial. Gene Ontology annotation, biological process: alternative respiration. Gene Ontology annotation, molecular function: alternative oxidase activity. Lineage: Eukaryota; Viridiplantae; Streptophyta; Magnoliopsida; Zingiberales; Musaceae. Gene Ontology annotation, cellular component: mitochondrion. The record is from RefSeq and is a predicted model, not a curated record.
CUUUUUUUGCCUUGCAACUUUGUUUUCUCGUUGGGUCUUCAUAGGAUGAGUUCCCGCAUAGCAGGGUCAACGCUGCUCCGGCACCUCGGUCCUCGCCUCUUCUUCUCCGCUGCCGCAGCCCGCGCCCCCACCGCUGGAGAGCCGGCAUGCUCUUUGCUCCUCUCCGGAUCCGCCUCCUUGGCACCCGCCCGGUCGCCCGCAGCCGUGCUAGUGCGCCUUUUCCCCGUACGUAUGACCAGCACCACGGCGGCUCAGGCUUUCGGUGGAGAGCAGGAAGGGGAGGCAAAGCCUCCUGCCGCUUCGAGGGAGGCGACUGCCGUCCCGCCGAGCGAGCGCAAGGCCGUUGCGAGCUAUUGGGGCAUCCAGCCAUCCAAGAUCAUCAAGGAGGACGGCACCCCCUGGAGGUGGUCUUGCUUCAUGCCGUGGGAGACGUACAAGGCGGAUACCUCGAUUGAUCUCAAGAAGCACCACGUCCCCGCGACGCUCCUUGACAAGCUCGCUUACUGGAUGGUAAAAGCUCUCCGAGUCCCGACCGACAUCUUCUUCCAGAGGAGGUAUGGGUGCCGCGCGAUGAUGUUGGAGACGGUGGCGGCCGUGCCGGGGAUGGUGGGUGGCAUGUUCCUCCACCUCCGCUCCCUCCGCCGUUUCGAACAAAGCGGCGGGUGGAUCCGCGCGCUGCUGGAGGAGGCGGAGAACGAGCGGAUGCACCUGAUGACGUUCAUGGAGGUGGCACAGCCUCGGUGGUACGAGCGCGCCCUCGUGAUCGCCGUGCAGGGCGUCUUCUUCAAUGCAUACUUCCUCGGUUACCUCGUCUCGCCCAAGUUCGCCCACCGCGUGACGGGAUACCUGGAGGAGGAGGCCAUCCAUUCCUAUACCGAGUUCCUCAGGGACCUGGAGGCGGGUGAGAUCGACAACGUCCCCGCCCCCGCCAUCGCCAUUGACUACUGGCGCCUCCCCGCCGAUGCCACGCUGAAGGACGUCGUCAUGGUUGUCCGUGCUGAUGAGGCGCACCAUCGUGACGUCAAUCACUUCGCUUCGGACAUCCAUUACCGGGGGAUGGAACUCAAGGAUAUACCUGCACCGCUAGGUUAUCACUGAACUGCUGCUAGGUGUUACGUCUCUGUGUUCUGCCAGCCGAGUAGAAAAACUGUUUAUAAAUAAAUCCGACUGUGUACAUGGAUUUAUCUUCCAGCAGAAACACUCUCUAUCCUCAGCUUUUACUGAGUCAUGAUUAUGAUUCUGUGCGAUGAUAAUUUCAUGGAUUAGAUUUGUUUGUUUGGACUGCUCUCAUAGAUCUAUAUGGAUUAUGAGGCAUGGGAUUAAAUCGUGAUCAUAAUUAUGAUCUUAGAUACUGGA